CUUGUGUCCGUAUCUAUAAGCGUAAUUUCAAAGAAAAAACAGCCAAAUCUCACCCAAAAAUGGCGGCUUGUCGCUCGAGCUCUUUCUGCACUCUUCCCUUUUCUCCUUCCAAAUCUGCACAAACCCCCGUUUACCACAACCAUAUCUUGCUCCAUAAACCCGUCCACGGCACAAUUUUACCACUGGCCACCGAGUACAAAUGCAAUUCAGUCAUCGUCAAUAGCACUAAGCGUUCCUUGCCCAGAGCUGUCUUCACUCCGAAAGACUCCGCCCCCAAAACAAACAGUAAUGAAGCAGAUGAGAAAAACUCUACCAGUUUAACAUCCCUUGUGCAAGUUUACAAAGUGGCACUUUUUAACGGAGAUAUGAAAGGGGUGUCAAAAGUUGAGGCUAUGAUGUGCCAGAUUGAAAAGGAGAAAACUAUGUUGGCUGAGAGGGUUUCUGCUUUGUCUGAUGAAAUUAAAUCGGGGAAGGCAAAAUAUAUGCGGUUGCAAGCAGAUUUUGAAAAUUUCAGAAAACGAUACGAUAAGGAGAAAUCAACAAUUAGAAGUGACAGCGAGGCAGAAAUAAUUGAGAACCUCUUGCCAAUUGUGGACACUUUUGAGAGUGCUAAGCAACAGACUAAGCUAGAAACAGAGAGGGAGAAAAACAUAGACAAAAGUUACCAGGGUAUAUACAAGCAGUUUGUAGAAAUAAUGAGGAGUUUGCAAGUCACUGUAGUGCCUACUGUUGGCAAGCCAUUUGACCCAUCACUACAUGAAGCUAUUGCUCGAGAAGAAUCUAACGAGUUUCGGGAGGGAGUAAUAACUCAAGAAUACCGGCGUGGAUUUAGGCUUGGAAAUCGACUAUUGAGACCAGCCGUUGUUAAGGUUUCAUCUGGCUCUGGUAAUAGGAAACGCUGGCCAGUCCCACAGCAAUCUGUUGGGCAGCAGGGAGCAACUGAUGGAACUCAUGGAUGAUGCUGCUAAUCCUGCUAUGGCAUGAUAAUCAUAAUAUUCAAAAAUAUCUUUCCUGACAACUUCCCACUUCCCAGUGUGGCACUAUUUUGGCGAGUAUGUCAUUGCUAGUUUGCUGUUGUAAACUUGUGUUAUAUAUACUUCAAUGAAUUUGAAGUAUUUUUCUCAAAGUAAUGUGUCAGGUGGUCAUUCAAUGUUGUAAGUCAUUUAAACGGUGUAUAGUUUUUUGGUUCGGUUACAAACUUUGAUUCUUCGUUUCAUCAUGCUUGGGAUUUAUUUUAAUACUAGUUAUCACAACGCGCGUUGCGCGAUGGAGAUACUGCUUGCCCAAUAUUUUUUGUUUUUUUGUUAGAGAGAUGUUGUGUGUGGUAAUGUAGUACACAAUUUAUUUUUGAAGAAAUAUAGAGCAAGUGCAACUGUAAAGUAUGUUGAUUAAUUU
Molecule: messenger RNA, 1395 nt
Organism: Cuscuta epithymum
Lineage: Eukaryota; Viridiplantae; Streptophyta; Magnoliopsida; Solanales; Convolvulaceae
Source: the annotation of a GenBank genome assembly